This is a messenger RNA of Petromyzon marinus (sea lamprey), 3156 nucleotides long. RefSeq names its product coiled-coil domain-containing protein 157-like. NCBI's taxonomy places the organism in Eukaryota, Metazoa, Chordata, Hyperoartia, Petromyzontiformes, Petromyzontidae. The record is from RefSeq and is a predicted model, not a curated record.
GUGACUUUACCGAAAAAAACUAAGAAUAUGAUGUCCAGUAUGUGAAGAUAUGCUGCUGAAAUUACGCCCUCCCAGAAGGUCGUGUGGUUGAUGAGACGUCAGAUAUGUGGAGGCGAAAUGUCUCGUUAUUUGUGUUGCUUGUACACGCUAUAACGACGCGAAUGAAUAUGUAUACAGUAUGUCUAUGUAUUGAUGCAGUAUUAAUGCUCAUAACGUUAUUAACAUUUAACCAAUCCCCUGCUCAUCAACACGACCGCCGGGAGGGCGGUGACGUAGUGUCGUUGAUAGGUGACGUCAGCUUAGCAACGCGUCGUCUCCAUGGCAACACUUCGCGCAGCAGCAGCCACCAACGGCCAUGACUGAUAUGGACAGCACAGAGCUGCGCUGCGUUACUCUGCGUCGUGAUCUCACAGAGCUGCAGGGCCUCCUCAUCUCUGUCGCAUCAAGAACCGGUGUCCACACCUGCCCGUCUUGGCGCUACCCCGACCGCCCGGCUUGGCACCUCGACCUACCCGCGCUGCUGCAGCAGGAGUUGGAGGUGGAGGAGCAAAAUCAGGAUGGCACCCGUGAGCUCACAUUGCUACUGGAGCUCAUUGUGGACAGGUGUGGACAUUGGGUGGAGGCUGUUGUGUUAGGGCUGGUACUGCUGCUACUGACAGUGGAGAGGUUUGUGUCGGGAGCAUCCGAAUGGUGGAGGGGGGGGGUCGCUCCCCCAGACAGAGACAUCAAUGGCUCCUCUGUGUCCGUUAGCCUGGCUGCACGCUGGCUGUGGGAGCGUCUGAUCACAAGCUACGGCCGUCAGGAAGCUCCCGAGCAGGAUCUGCAGAAGGGUAUUAAGAAAGACAUGGGAGCUCAGGAUGCGACAACACAGACCGGAUCCUGGACUGGAUCCCUCUGUUCUAGUUGUAUGUCUACACAGACCGGCAUGAGAGUGGUCUGUGAUGCCGUCAUGAAGCUCUGCCAGAGUCAGCAACUGCCAUCCUGCCUCUCUCAGCUGCGGAGCGAUGUGGGCCAGGGGCCCGGCCACCCAACAGACACCUCUCGCUGGGCGGCCAACAUGGCCAGGGACCUUACCCGUGUGAUGCGACACAUGGAGCGCUUGGAAGGGGAGGUGGUGCCACUCAAGGCCGAGUUGGAGCAAGAGAAGCAACAAGCUGCUGACAUUGCUGCCUCCCUGAGAAACGCAAAGGCCGAAUUGAAUUCCACAGUGCGGCGACUGCAGAGCGAUCAUGAGAGAACAGUGCAGGCGAUGGACAAGGAGAGGCUGGAAGUCAUCCGAGAAAAAGUCAAGUGUGAAGAAGUCAUCCAACAACAUCAAGAAACAGUCAGAUGCCACAUGUCCACAGUGUCAAACCUUGAGUUGAAACUAAGGGCUUCUGAGACUCAGAGCAGAGCCCGCAUUCAGGAAAUGGAGAAAGCGCUCGAAGGGGAGAUUUUACGAGCGAGGAAGGCAAAGAAGGAUCUGGAGGGGGCGUGGGAGAGAGUGCGAGACACAAAAGCUCAGGCCGCGAGCCAGACUGCUUUGGCAAACAACUUGCAGAAGCAUGUACAGGCGGUGCUGGGGAAGCAGGCGUCACUGUGCGAUCGAGUUGCACAGCUAGACACGGAGUGUGAGCAGUUAAGGGAGGAUCUGGGAAUGAGCGAGGAGAAGCGCGAGGGGCUCGUCAGCGAGGCCGCCUUCUCCGCCAAGGCCUGCGCCGACCUCAGGGAGCAGCUCCACUCUGCCAUCGAACUAGCAAGGCAAGAGGAGAAGCGGAGGGAGGAGGCGGAAGAGGCUAUUAUGGACCGGGAGCGUGCUCUGAGUGCCCUGCAGGAGCAACAGCGUCUACUCAUCUGCCACCCAGAGCUGCAUACGCCCACAGAGCUGAUUCCCGAGUACUCUGGGGAUGUGCUGGGUGACAUGGAGAGGCACAUCCAAGCGAAUACCACACGGGUUCGGAUUCUACAGAGCGAGAAUUCCCGCCUCUCCGCUGCCAUUCACAAGCUCCGACAGAGACUCCCAAAGCCCACCGGCAGAGUAGGAGGCACGUAAAGGGUGGCUCUGUGGGAUAAUUGUGGUGUCAGAGAAAUCAAAAAGGCAUUUUUGACAUGCUAGUUACAAAUCCUAGAUCUGACUCUCUUUUAGAGGGGGUAUAAUGGCUCUGUGAGAGACAUGGAGCCAGAACCAUUGAAAAUUUGGGUUUGAAUAUGAGUUUCAGGCAUUAAAAAUAUAAUCGGAUUCUCAAGUGUACAGUGUUUGGUCUCAGCUUGGUCACCAAUGGCUACAAUAUUUCAGUUCUGAGGACUAAACAUUUAUAUUAUAUUGACAUGAGAUGGACGCUCUUAAGAAGUGUAUAUACAAGGUGUAACCCUUGUGUGGUUAACAGCCUACUGAAAUCAAUUCACUCAUGGAUGAUAGGAAGCCGUCGCAUAAAGCAGGAUGGGAAAAACCAGGGAUAAUCAUGGAUAGCAGGAAGAAUAUGGCCACAGACCCUAUGUGUCAUGCGGAUAUUAGCAGCCGUGGGUAAUAAGGGUCGUGGAUCGAUGAGGUAGAGUUCAGCAUGUAUUCAAGUAGGGCUAAGGGUAGGUUCGGGCUAGGGAAAAGUUAGGGCAUUUGUUAAUAAGUUACGUCACCUUUGCAACAGCAGUGUCUGGCUGGAAGCGAUCGAAGGUGAGGUGUGGUUCCAUUGGCCAUUAUGACCCUGUGAAAAUUAUUUUCAGCAAUUGCAUUUUGUGAUCUUUUUUUUAUGGUGAAGCGGUGAUGCAAUAUUAACAUGCUACACUAUGAACCUGACCACUGAGUUGGUACCUGGCCAUAGCUAACAUCAGUGGCUAGUGAUAUCUGGACUGGUCCUGGCCCCCUCCAUCCCCUUCAACAAUUCACUUCGACCAUGGUUUAUCACGCUUGUCAAACGAUACCUCCGACCGACACAGCGUAAGGAGACCUUUAUUCAGCAGUGGAAAUGAGAAAUAGCUGUAAAUAAUUAAUCGUAAUUGGUUUACAUAUGUUAUUCAAUAGGCUUAGCAUGAGAGUGUUAAUUCUGCAAUUGCAUGGGAUUUUUUUUACGAAUUUAUUUUGUUAUCUAUUAAUGUUUUAUUUAUAUACUAGCAGGAAGUACCCAGCGUUGCUCGGGGGAAAAAUAUAUUUCAAAACUUGUCUUCUCUUAAAAACAUAAC